This is a messenger RNA of Doryrhamphus excisus (bluestripe pipefish), 5697 nucleotides long. RefSeq names its product protein tyrosine phosphatase receptor type A (gene ptpra). Gene Ontology annotation, biological process: protein dephosphorylation. The record is from RefSeq and is a predicted model, not a curated record. Gene Ontology annotation, molecular function: protein tyrosine phosphatase activity. Lineage: Eukaryota; Metazoa; Chordata; Actinopteri; Syngnathiformes; Syngnathidae.
GAGACGGGGCCUGACUGGAGCUCGCUGAUCCCUUCCCAUUCUUCCUUACACACAGACACACAACAUGGCGGUCUAGAAUGGUCGGCCGACGCGCCCGGACUGAGCCGACUAACCGAAGGAUUCAACCCCUAGAUAUGCCCGGAAGCUAAUCUCGGAGGACACAUGAGGGCGAAUUAAUCCUUUUUAAUCUGGAGUGCGCUGCGUUUUCUUGGAUUCACCGCGUAAACUUGACAGCGAAGUGUUGUUGGGUGGCGUGUCCCAAAUCGAGCCUCCCUUCUGCUAUCACACCAGGUUUCCCCCCCACCACUCUACCCACCCCGCUCUCACUCUCGGCUCCAGGGGUGUGGAGAGACAGGGGCCGGGGCCGAAAACGUGGACGAGAAAGCGGAUUCACAUUCCCGACUUUCCUUGGCCUUUGCCCCCUCCUGGGUUUCCUCUGGGCGUUACUGGCGUCUCGAGACCUGCUGUGCGAAUGAGUGAUUGAACCCAUCUUCGUGUCUUCAGGGCAGAAUGGGUGUGUGUCCCUUGGUCCUGCUGCUCAGUGUAGCCCUCGGGGCCUCCGCCCAGGAUCAUGUCCCUGUCACAAGUGCUUCAAAUAUCUCUGCAAAAUCAACAGAAGUCCCCACUGCACAUGUCAACAUCACAGUUGGACCCAAGCAAGCCACCACAGGGCCACCGACUACACUUGGAGUCAUCCCAGAACCGACGACAACACCGACAACAGCAACAAUCCCAAUCCCGGCUGUUGCUGAGGAUGUCCAAGUGGAAGGCCCCGAUGCUACUGUGAGGUUGGCACCGAUCCCUCCUCCUCCAUCACAAGCUCCACCUGACGGCGCUCAGCCGACGCAAAUCCCAGAGGCUCCCUCUGCUACCACCACAGUGGGUAGUGAGAAUGGAUCCAUGGUUUUUAUACCAGAUACACCUACUCCCGAAACAUAUAUUGAAGAUGAGGACUUUUCCAUGGAGACAGAGUCCACGACAGAACCGGAUAUGGAUUUCACCUCGGAUGGCACCCCUCAUGAUGACAGUCCUUCCAAUGACAUGCCAAUCAUAGCAGUAAUGGUGGCCCUGUCCUUCCUGUUGGUCAUCAUCUUCAUCAUUAUCAUCCUCUACAUGCUCAGGUUUAAGAAAUACAAGCAGGCUGGAAGCCACUCCAACUCGUUCAGACUGGCUAAUGGUAGAUCAGAUGAUACAGAGCUCCAGAGUGUGCCGCUAUUGGCUCGUUCACCAAGCACAAACAGGAAGUACCCACCCCUUCCUGUGGACAAGCUGGAGGAAGAAAUGAAUCGUCGCAUGGCUGAUGACAACAAGCUGUUCAGGGAGGAGUUUAAUGCUCUGCCAGUCUGCCCUAUCCAGGCAACGUGUGACGCUGCCUCCAAGGAAGAGAAUAAAGAAAAGAACAGAUAUGUUAACAUCCUGCCAUAUGAUCACUCAAGGGUGCAUCUCUCAUCUCUGGAAGGAGUCCCCGACUCUGACUUCAUCAAUGCCUCCUUCAUAAACGGUUACCAGGAGAAAAACAAGUUUAUUGCAGCUCAAGGGCCCAAGGAGGAAACAGUAAAUGACUAUUGGCGAAUGAUCUGGGAACAGAACACAGCCACCAUAGUCAUGGUGACCAAUCUGAAGGAGAGGAAAGAGUGUAAGUGUGCACAGUACUGGCCGGACCAGGGCUGUUGGACAUACGGGAACAUCCGUGUUUCUGUGGAAGACACAAUGGUUCUUGUAGAUUACACCAUCCGCAAAUUUUGCAUCCAGCAGGUUGGGGAUGUGUCUGGAAAAAAGCCUCAAAGACUCGUCACUCAGUUUCACUUCACCAGCUGGCCGGACUUCGGUGUCCCCUUCACCCCCAUCGGCAUGCUGAAGUUUCUCAAGAAAGUGAAAACGUGCAACCCUCAAUAUGCUGGACCCAUUGUGGUCCACUGCAGUGCGGGAGUAGGGAGAACGGGUACGUUCAUCGUGAUAGAUGCCAUGUUAGACAUGAUGAAUGCUGAGAGGAAAGUGGAUGUGUUCGGCUUUGUCACCAGGAUUAGAGCCCAACGCUGUCAGAUGGUCCAAACUGAUAUGCAGUACGUGUUCAUCUUCCAAGCGUUGCUAGAACACUAUCUGUACGGAGACACAGAGCUGGAGGUGACCUCUUUGGAGUCUCACCUGGCCAAACUGUACGCCCCUGCCCCUGGAUCUGGUUGUAGUGGUCUAGAGGCUGAAUUCAAGAAACUCACAUCCAUCAAGAUCCAGAAUGAUAAGAUGAGGACAGGCAAUCUGCCAGCCAACAUGAAGAAGAACCGAGUUCUACAGAUCAUUCCAUACGAGUUCAACAGAGUGAUCAUUCCAGUGAAAAGAGGAGAGGAGAACACCGACUACGUCAACGCAUCUUUCAUCGACGGUUAUCGGCAGAAAGACUCUUAUAUGGCGAGCCAGGGCCCCCUGCAGCACACCAUUGAGGACUUUUGGAGGAUGAUCUGGGAGUGGAGAAGCUGCUCAAUAGUGAUGCUCACUGAGCUGGAGGAGAGAGGGCAGGAAAAAUGUGCUCAGUAUUGGCCCAGUGAUGGAGUGGUUGUCUAUGGGGACAUCUCCAUUGAGCUUAAAAGGGAGGAAGAGAGUGAAAGUUAUACAGUGCGGGACCUCCUAGUCACCAACAACAGGGAGAACAAGGCUCGAGCAGUGCGUCAGUUUCAUUUCCAUGGCUGGCCAGAGGUGGGCAUCCCCACUGAUGGGAAAGGCAUGAUCAAUAUAAUAGCUGCAGUGCAGAAACAACAACAGCAGUCUGGCAACCAUCCAAUCACAGUGCAUUGCAGCGCUGGUGCAGGCAGGACGGGGACAUUCUGUGCGUUGAGUACAGUCCUGGAGAGGGUGAAGGCAGAAGGUAUCCUGGAUGUUUUCCAGACAGUUAAGAGCCUCAGACUGCAGAGACCCCACAUGGUGCAGACACUGGAGCAAUACGAGUUCUGCUACAAAGUGGUUCAGGAGUAUAUUGAUGCCUUUUCCGAUUACGCCAAUUUCAAGUAAACAUCCACCAUGGAUAAUGUCACUCUACAUGUCGUACUAACACCACAUGCAUUCACCGGAACACACACAUGGACACCACCGUGCAGAAAGCCGUGAACGUCCAUUUGCAGGACUUUAUUAUUUUAUUUUUUUCUAAAAGACUUCUUCUGUGGAUCGGACAAACUGGCCACAGGAAAAGGGAACAAGAAUUCAGCACAGAUGGAAGGAGACGACAUAAAGGAGACAUAAAGCCUUCUUGAGUAUUUUGUAACAAAAGUCUUGCUGAUACAGCCCCUGAUGUGCUUACAUAUACAUAAUAAUUACUGUGUUGCAUCUUAUUACUUUAGUUUCAGACACAGUUUUCAGUUUGGCUGCAUUUCUGGGUGGCCCCUGUAAAGUAUUUUAUUGCUAUAUAUAUAUAUUAAAAAAAUCUAUAUGAAUAUAAAACAUACUUUGGAGGCUUAUGUAAAAUAUUGUUUUUUAUUUUUACUUUUUACAGACAGAGAAUUUAACCUUUGCCAGAGCCACAGUGUUAGCAACACGAUUAGUGGCAAAAGGCUUUGAUAAAUGUUAAUUGUUAAUAUACAGUAUUUCAAGCCACUUGUGAACUCCAACCCGCAUCAAACAUGAACAAGGCCGACCGCCUGGUGCAGUUUUCAGAGUAUUUGUUUCACUUUAAAACACAACGUACACCGACGGAGAGGUCACACGUGUAUCUUGACAGAGGUCAAGUCACUUGGUUCUGCGGUCAAUGCCAUUUUUUUUUUUACGCGCUAUAAUGACAAAAAUCUUCAUCCUAAUACAUUUUGGUGAAGAAAACAAGAGCCCUGACCUCAAGCCCAUCAAACAGAUUUAGAAUGAACCAAAAAGAUUGUGUUUAAUGUUGGAGGAACCAUGUUUUAUUCCCUUCUCUGUAAUGAUGGCUGUCCCAGUACUAAAAAAAAACCAGUAUUUUUUCAAAUAUUGCGUUGAGCCUUUCUUGCUUUUCCUUUGAGCCUCUGUUUGAUAUCAGACAUCGCAACGCUGUAUUGUCACUAUCUGUCCACCUUUUUCCCAUCGUCAACACUGAUGUCGAAGAAUGUCGCUUUUUAUUCAAAUGCUGUUUAACAAAAAAUGGGUAUUUGCCUUUUUUUUACUUUGUGUGCCAUGCAGUGUUUACUCAUUUUUCUUUUUUUUUUAUUUUAUUUUCAUUGCUGUAUAUACUCUGAGGAAUACUCACUUGAACUACCGUUUUUUUUUUAAGAUGAGAUCCCAGUCGCUAUUUCCCACUCUACGAUUGUAAUGAAUGAUGCCAGUCCAGUUGGGGCCGGCAGGUCAUCUGUGAUGUUUACUUGGAGCAACAUAGGAAAAUGAAAUGAUUACAUUUACACAGAACUACACACUGCAGGAUCAUUCAUUUUGAAUUCAACACAUUUCAGGCAAAUCGACAGAGAAAAUGUUUGCUUUUUAAUUGAUUUUGAACAUAUUUUGACUUGAAAACAAGAAUGAAGCUCAAGAGUGCCUUGCAGAGUGCACUCCGACAAGGCCCAACAAUCCAAAUCCACUCCUACAUGUGUCUGAUUUAUGUGACGUGAUUUAUUUCAAAUAUGGACAUGUAACUGCGGUAUAUCAUUUAAAAUUUACUUAAUUUUCACACAUUUUGAGCUGCAAAAACUGCGGUCAAAUCUUCCUCCGAGUUGAUCAAGCUGUUUAAUGAUUUAGCGUUAAAAACAGAUUCGUACUUGAACAUAAUGUACUGGUGUGAUACUUGUUUGCAUUGUUAAAAACGUCAUCAGUGUUGAUUUGUUUCUGCAGGAUUUGCACCAAAAAAAGCCCUUGGUAAAUAUAUAGAAAUGUGCAGAACCACAUAGAUGAUUGAUAAAGGAUUUGGAGAAUUUAGUUUAAAGUACCACACCAGAGGAUACUUCACAAGUGCCCACACAAUUUUUUUCCGCCAGUUGGACAUUUUUUUUUUUUAAGUCUUCAGUCGCUCUCAUUCUCAUUGUGUUUGAAUCACUUUUUUCCUCCUACUGCAGUUGAACAGCAAAAUGUGACACCGUGCCAGCUUGCAAGAACCACCAACUGAAAAAAAAGUGCCUCACUGAUCUAUUCGAUGUCCAUUGUAAAACUUGAGCCAUCACGUGGCGGGAUAUUUAAAAACUGAGCUUUGUUUUCCUAGAAUUGAAAUCUUUGUGAUUUCCAUUUUUGAUUUCGGUCUUAAAGCUGGAACCGAGACAGUACAGUAAGAAGUAACACAAUAACUUACAUUGGAAGAUAUUUUUUAUUUUCUCCAACUAGAUGUGUCUCCUACUGCACUCAUCCCUUUUUUUUCUCCUGGACACUUUUCCUUCGACCAUCUUUGUUUUGGUCCUAUACUGCCCUAGUCCUUUUGUACAUAAUGUAAGGUUAUUUAUAUUUCAUUCCUGUCUGCAGCCGAGCUUAUUUUAUUACCCAUUCCCCCCCCCCCCCUCACUUUUUUUCUCGUCGGAGGGAAAAAAAAUGUAUAUUAAAUUGUAAUGGGACCAUUUUGAAAUGUAUUGGAUGUUUUCUUUCAGCUCUUCUUAAUUUGGUAUAAUUGUCUUAAGAUAAUCCUAUUUUUUAAUUUGCCUGUGUUUUGGUUUCUAUUGUUUUGUUAUUCAACAUUUGAAUAUAUGUGUAUAUAAUUAUAUAUAAGAUAAAAUUAUAUAUAAUUAUAUAAUGCCUGAUGGCCUUUCUAAGCUGUUCAAAACUAAUAAA